AUGAAGGAAGGAUUGAGCUCAAAAACCCAUACAGGUUUCAAACAACUUGAGGGAUUUGACAUUGAGGGACUACCAUCUGCUGUCUGGCCAGGAGGUGAAACAGAGGCGUUAACAAGGAUUGAAAGGCAUCUGGAGCGAAAGGCUUGGGUUGCAAAUUUUGAAAGACCCAGAAUGAAUGCCAAUUCUUUGCUAGCCAGUCCGACUGGCCUGAGUCCCUACCUCCGUUUUGGCUGCCUCUCCUGCCGCCUCUUCUAUUUCAAACUCACAGACCUCUACAGGAAGGUAAAGAAAACCAGCACUCCUCCACUCUCCCUCUAUGGUCAGCUGCUGUGGAGGGAAUUUUUCUACACUGCCGCCACCAACAACCCAAGAUUUGAUAAGAUGGAAGGCAACCCGAUCUGUGUGCGCAUCCCCUGGGACAAGAACCCAGAUGCUUUAGCCAAAUGGGCUGAAGCUAAGACAGGUUUUCCAUGGAUUGAUGCCAUUAUGACCCAGCUGAGGCAGGAGGGCUGGAUCCACCACCUGGCCCGUCAUGCUGUCGCUUGUUUUCUCACUCGUGGAGACCUGUGGAUCAGUUGGGAAGAGGGCAUGAAGGUGUUCGAGGAGCUCCUGUUGGAUGCUGACUGGAGUGUAAAUGCAGGCAGCUGGAUGUGGCUCUCCUGUAGCUCUUUCUUUCAACAGUUCUUUCAUUGCUACUGUCCAGUGGGUUUCGGCAGGCGCACUGACCCUAACGGCGAUUUCAUUAGGUUGGUAAUGCUUCUAAAAAUACACACUAAUUCCAGGCUGAAUAUCAUGCUUUCCCUACAAGGCCCUUGUUUAAAUGCUAGAAUCGGUCCUCUAGGCAUUGAAUGCAGCACUGCCUAUGCAAGAGAUGAGAGUCCUGGCAUUGAGAGAGAGUCGUACCUUUGUCCCAAUGAAGUCAAUCACGGUCCGCAGGAUGUGACUGUUCCUGGCAAAAGGGUUCUAGUCUCUUUUGGCAAAAUGAGGGGGCCACCCAGCAGCAGAGGACAGUAUACUGCGUUUCUCCUUUGGCGGCUAGCAGGUUUCUCUGCCUUGGCAUGGGAUCACUGUCGUCUCAAAAGCGAUCAGUGGCAGUGCGAGGGGCAGGGAGAGAACCUGAACCUCUCACUCAGCCCUGAGUUUCGAUUUGUUGAAGCCGGUGGGAUGGGGUUGUGGGAGGGUGCUCUGUCAUUGGAUCUGGAGGGAUUGGGAGGGCCUGGUCACUGCCUCUGCUUUCUAAUACGUGUUGUAGUAGGAAUCUCCGUAGUGUCUCAGCACAGGCGGGACCUGUUGUCCAGUUUAAAAACUGACAUCCUGAAAGCACCAGCUGUAUCAGGCGGUUCCAGUGGUAAAAGGAGUGGAAGUAUUCUGCUGAAAUUUGACAGUGAAAAGCAGCAGGGACCAAGUGGAAUUCAGCAACAACAGCAGCAGCAGCAAUCAGGAUACCAUCACAUGACCGACACAGGGCACAGCAGUCGAAUUUACAAAUGUAAUGUCUCACACGACAUGACAGGUCCACAACAUUCAGCAGGACACAUGCUGCACUCAGGAGGAAGUGUGACUGGUAAGAGGGCGCGAGAGUCGGAACGAGACCUUGACGGUGAAGAUGACACCCUCUCCACCUCUCACAAGUUACAACGGCAAAUUGCAGAGGUCACUUCAGUUCACAGCGGGAAGCAGUCGAGUAUGAAGAGUUAGAUGGACAUAUCAUCGUACUGAGCAGAACAGAUUCAAAACAAGGUGCAGUCUGAAGAGGACUGACUUUAAAUCUGGUUUCCUUUAAACAACUCAUGUUUGGGAUUUUUUUUCUUCAGUUUUUCCCUUCUUUUACCUUUUUUCUUAUGUUCAGUUGAUAUGAAUGGUAACAGAGAAUUCAUUUUUAUCAUUUAAUGAAGUUCAGUUGCUUUAAAAAGAAGUUACUGAUUUUACAUCCAUUGACAGACAAAAAUGGCCAUAAAAAGAUUUUGUCCUUGUUUCCUUGGCAAACCCCUUUCUCUUUUGCCCAACUUUGCACAGGUUAGGGUUUUAUUUACUGUCGAGUGAACCGUACUGUACCAAGUGGUAUAUAUUUAUCAGCUUUUAACAAGCAUGAUAAAGCUGAGCUUCAUUGUACACUCAUUGCAGCUAGGAUUUUGAGUAUUUUUACAGUUUGGUUGGCACCAGUACCAGACAAUUUCAAUUUCACUUAUUCUCAGUAGAGUGGUGUACGUGCGACUUUUUGUAAACAGAAAAAUUUAUACAGGUAUAUUUUAUAUAUUGGUGUUUCGUUCUUUGCUAGUUCAGUGUAUUAGUGUUUACUUAAAAAUUCCAUAUAUAAAUAAAUAUUAAAUACCAGCAGAGCUGACAUUUUAAAAUAGGGUUUAAAGAUUUCUAGAUUUUAAAAUCAUUUACUUAAAAUUAUUUUGCUUAACUGAUUUUAAAUUCAUGUUAUUAACCUUGAGCCCAUUUGUCAAUUUUUAUUAGGGACAGAGAGCUGCGGUGGAAUGCAGUUCUUGAAUGUUUUUAAAUGGUCUACAAUGGCCCAUUAAAUGCAUCUGUAGAUUAGCUACAGUAUCUUCUUCAUUGUCAUGCUUGGCCGACACACACAGACAGCUGAUCUUCAUGGUCAGGCCUUAAACACUGAUUAAAAACGCCAGCUAAACUCUGCCAAAGCCAGGAAAUGACACUGGAAAAGAAAAUUUUCCUAGCUCAACACUGAUCUCUAUGGUACAUCUAUGAAAUAAAGCUUUACGUAU
Sinocyclocheilus grahami is the source of this 2735-nucleotide messenger RNA. RefSeq lists its product as uncharacterized. Gene Ontology annotation, molecular function: DNA binding; FAD binding. The record is from RefSeq and is a predicted model, not a curated record. The transcript is spliced from 12 exons. Gene Ontology annotation, cellular component: nucleus; cytoplasm. Lineage: Eukaryota; Metazoa; Chordata; Actinopteri; Cypriniformes; Cyprinidae. Gene Ontology annotation, biological process: entrainment of circadian clock by photoperiod; negative regulation of DNA-templated transcription; circadian regulation of gene expression. The coding region runs from base 1 to 1698 and encodes 565 amino acids.